Hipposideros armiger (great roundleaf bat) is the source of this 2766-nucleotide messenger RNA. It is a transcript of the gene TFEC, whose product is annotated as transcription factor EC. The transcript has 9 exons. Gene Ontology annotation, molecular function: protein dimerization activity; DNA-binding transcription factor activity, RNA polymerase II-specific; RNA polymerase II cis-regulatory region sequence-specific DNA binding. Gene Ontology annotation, biological process: regulation of transcription by RNA polymerase II. NCBI's taxonomy places the organism in Eukaryota, Metazoa, Chordata, Mammalia, Chiroptera, Hipposideridae. The coding region runs from base 379 to 1335 and encodes 318 amino acids. Gene Ontology annotation, cellular component: nucleus. The record is from RefSeq and is a predicted model, not a curated record.
UUGGCAUGGUGCUUAUAUUAUGGGAAGAGGGAAUAAAAUUUGGUGCUGUUUGUAGAGGUGAUAACACUGAUAGAAUCCAGUCCUUACUGAAAGAAGAGUCGGUGAGGCAUAGAAGAGAAUGCAUGAGGAGAGGAGGAAGAAUCACAGGUAUCCUCAGAAACACCCUAGGAGGGGAGAGCUUAACAGGAGUCUUGAAGAAAAAAACGACUAACAAGAAACUAAGACUGUGAACUCUAUGAAGACUGGGUUAUGUCUAUUUUGUUCAUCAUUUUAUCUCCAGAGCUUAUUACAGUACCAUAAAACCUGGUCCCGGCACACCUGGAAAGUCCUGCGAGGACUCGGCUACCGAAAGUCCAGAGACAGCAAGUAAAACCCUUCAUGACCCUCGAUCACGAGAUCAUCAACCAGACUCUGAAGCGGUCCUACCCUCCGACGUCAAGCAGUGAGCUUCCGCUGCAGUAUGAACACUCAUCUCCUGACAGUGAUGCGGACUUCGCGGGAAAUCAGCUCACCAAGCUGCUAAUUCUUGGGAAAGAAGACAACACUGUGGAAUGGCAUUUAUCUGGAAGUAUUUUGGAUGUGUAUAGUGGCGAGCAGGAAAUUUCACCAGUUAACAUGGGCCUUACAAGUGCUUCCUGUCCAAGUGCUCUACCAACGAAAAGAGAAAUUACAGAAACCGAUACUCGAGCUUUGGCAAAAGAGAGACAGAAAAAGGACAACCACAACCUCAUUGAAAGAAGAAGAAGGUAUAAUAUUAAUUACCGAAUCAAGGAGCUUGGCACUCUUAUUCCAAAGUCUAAUGACCCUGAUAUGCGCUGGAACAAAGGAACAAUUCUAAAAGCAUCAGUGGAGUACAUCAAGUGGCUACAAAAAGAACAACAGAGAGCCCGAGAAUUAGAACACAGACAGAAGAAAUUAGAGCAGGCUAACAGGCGACUUCUACUCCGAAUUCAGGAACUAGAAAUACAGGCUCGUGCUCAUGGUCUGCCAACCCUGGCUUCACGUGGCAUGGUUGAUUUAGGUGCUCAUGUCACUAAACUGCAGACCCAUCUUGAGCAAAAUCCAGUGGACUAUUGCCAGCAAGUGACUCUGUCUCAGGGAACAAGCCCUGAGCUCUGUGAUCAAGCGAUGGCUUUCUCUGAUCCUUUGUCACACUUCACAGAUUUAUCAUUCAGUGCUGCUUUGAAAGAAGAACAAAGAUUGGAUGACAUGCUACUGGACGACACAAUAUCUCCUUUUGGAACAGAUCCUCUGCUAUCGGCCACGUCCCCUGCAGUUUCCAAAGAGAGCAGUAGAAGAAGUAGUUUUAACUCAGAUGAUGGUGAUGAGUUAUAAAAAGUAAACACACUCAACUCAUUGACUAGGAACCAAUUCUAUGCUGGUGCUAUGCAAUUAUAUUGUGUGUUUCAUGUAUUGAUUUGGCUUCAUUUUUCUGAAAAGAAUAUCUUGUUCAUGAGAAACCCAUUGGUUAAAACUACAGAAGAAUGAAUUCACAGGAAGAAAUAUGGCGUUGAAGAAUUAUUGAGGGCUAAAAAGAUUUUUUUCUCUUUGUCUACAGAAUCCAGAUCUACUUAAAUUUUGUUUUCCUAGAAAGAGGUACAACUUAAGAAAUGGCUCUCCACUUGAUGAUGUACUAUUGGAACUGACACAUGGCAAAGAGUAAACCUACAAAUGUUUUCUUAGUUUUUCACUUCCAUCUCCUUCCUAUUCAGCUCAUAAAACAUUACUUUUCCAGAAUCAAUAUCAAUAGAUCCAGUGGUUCAUUUCUCCACUGCCUGGUGACCAUGUUGUCUAAAGUUUAAUUUUAUAUGGAAAAGAUACAUUAUCUGUCACUUGUAAUUGAAAAGUGAACCUAUGGUAAACAUUAAAAAUUUCCACAAUAAAAUACAGAAAAUUUAUUAAAAAUCUUGCUUUCUAAAAUUAGACCCUGAUUUCUUUAGUCAAUUUAAUUAUACAAAUUCUAAAAACAUCAUUAUAUAUUUAUGGAGCCAUGCUCUGUUCAGAAAAAGCGGAACACAGUGAAUAUUUUCCUCAAGAAUAUGGACUGGAAUUUUAUCCCUUCACACAAACAUACCCGCCCCCCCAACACACACACACACACACGCACACAAUGCAGGUAGAAUGUGCUUUUUUCCCCUUCACUCUUCUGAUUUUCUUGUCUGCAUCAGAAAUCAUAUUCUGAAUUCUCUUCAUCAAAAUGUGAUGUUAGAUGAUGAAGUCCAGCGAAUUAACUACAAACUGUUCUGCUACUAGGACAAUUGGUCAGGUAUUUAAAACUGUGUCCAAUAUUGAUUUCAAUUAAUUAGUUGUUGAUAUAGUUUUGCUCCAACUUAAGAAAAUAUUGAAAAUUGGACUGCCACCUGACAAAACAAUUCGUAAAACAGAACUUUUAUUACAUUCAACUCUGAGUUAAAGUUCUAUUCCCGUAAGUACUUAGAGUGCACUAUGAUUUUUUGCUAGCUUUGUUAGCAUUUAUUAAAAAUAUUUAUAUUUAUGGUACUUUACUCGAAUUUCCUCUCUUGAGCUUGUUUUAGGAUUGGUAGUUGACUUACCAAGUCUGUUGCUCUCUGCUGGCCCUCCAUGAGUGGUCUUUUCAUCAAUGAGUAUUUAUGGAGCGAUACUCAAAGCUGCCGUAGAUCCUGUGAAAAUGUCAAACGAAUAAGCCAGAUAUUGCUUUACUCCUUGAGGAGUUAACAAGACUACAUGAAAAACAAAACAAAAAAUAGAAUCCAUAUAGAAUGAAAGUCUACAUGGGACAACAUAAGG